AUGACUGGUACCAAUGCUCUGAAAACGAUCAGUGCUUUUCAAGAUAUUUUUGUCCAAAACGGACUACCGGAAGUUCUCGUCACAGACAAUGGACCGCCAUUCACAAGUCAGGUCUUCGAGGAUUUCUUGAAACAACGAGGAAUACACCACGUCCUCACACCGCCAUACCAUCCGCAGUCAAAUGGUCUGGCGGAGAAUUUUGUGAGAACUUUCAAGACUGCUCUACGUCGGUUCGAAGAGGGAGGUGACAAGGACAAACUUCGUGACUUUCUUUUUAAAUACCGAGUGACCCCGCAUGUCACCACAGGCCGCCCUCCUUGUGAGCUGUUGAAUAACAGACACUUUCGUUCUCUACUUGAUCUCGUCCGUCCAUCUGAGGUGACGUGUUCUGGAAGAGAUAGUCUGGCACGGGAGCGUCAAAAGCGAAAUUAUGACAGACGAACUCAGGACAGACAGUUCUCUGUCGACCAAGGAGUCUGGAUGUUGGACAACUCCAAGAAGGGACACUGGAAGACAGGGACGAUUGUGAGCAAGCAGGGCUCCGUCAUCUUUACGGUGAGAGAUGCCUCUGGGAAAGUUCACAGAGUCCAUAAAGAUCAUCUGAAACGGAGAGAAACUGUGGAGUCCUGGAGAUGUUCGAAGAACAUUCCCGCUUCCGAUGUACGAUGUCGCCCUGCAGCGAUUGACGAUCCUAACGAAGAGUUUCCCUUGCCGUUUCCGGAAGUGGAAGGGACGUCAAGCGGGACCUUUUCGCAGCUUUCUCAUUCCGACCGCCCUCAUAUCUUAUCGACAGAAGCGGAUCACAACGUCAGUCGCGCUUCGACGGAGCGUCCGAGCGCCGUCACGGGCAGUCGUCGCUACCCGUUACGCAGUCGUCGUGAACCAGACAGAUACGGUGUUGCUUAA
Molecule: messenger RNA, 906 nt
Organism: Ornithodoros turicata
Lineage: Eukaryota; Metazoa; Arthropoda; Arachnida; Ixodida; Argasidae
Exons: 1
Coding region: 1-906 (301 amino acids)
Biological process (GO): DNA integration
Molecular function (GO): nucleic acid binding
Source: RefSeq, a predicted model, not a curated record